Hibiscus syriacus is the source of this 1445-nucleotide messenger RNA. RefSeq names its product glutamate dehydrogenase 2-like. Lineage: Eukaryota; Viridiplantae; Streptophyta; Magnoliopsida; Malvales; Malvaceae. Gene Ontology annotation, molecular function: L-glutamate dehydrogenase (NAD+) activity. The coding region runs from base 74 to 1309 and encodes 411 amino acids. Gene Ontology annotation, cellular component: mitochondrion. The record is from RefSeq and is a predicted model, not a curated record. The transcript is spliced from 9 exons. Gene Ontology annotation, biological process: L-glutamate catabolic process.
CAUUUCAUUCUUCUUAUUGUGAACUUCAAAUUCUUGGUUUUCACUGUUGAAUUUUAUUACUUUUCAGGUAGCCAUGAAUGCUCUUGCAGCAACCAACCGCAACUUUCAGCAUGCAGCAAGGAUACUUGGGUUGGACUCUAAGCUUCAGAAAAGCCUCUUGAUACCCUUCAGAGAAAUCAAAGUUGAAUGCACAGUUCCAAAAGAUGAUGGUUCUUUUGUGUCUUAUAUUGGAUUUAGAAUUCAACAUGACAAUGCUCGUGGACCUAUGAAAGGCGGAAUCCGUUACCACCCUGAGGUUGAUCCGGAUGAGGUGAACGCACUGGCUCAGUUAAUGACUUGGAAGACGGCUGUAGCAGAUAUUCCCUAUGGUGGAGCAAAGGGUGGAAUUGGGUGUAAUCCUAGGGAGUUGAGUGCGAGCGAACUACAACGUGUUACUCGUGUUUUCACCCAGAAGAUUCAUGAUCUUAUCGGAACUCAUAGAGAUGUUCCUGCACCUGACAUGGGAACGAAUUCACAGACAAUGGCAUGGAUUCUUGAUGAAUACUCGAAAUUUCAUAGUUAUUCGCCCGCCGUUGUUACAGGAAAACCAGUCGAGCUUGGGGGUUCACUAGGUAGAGAAGCUGCAACUGGAAGGGGGGUUGUUUUCGCAACUGAGUUUCUUCUUGCCGAAUACGGAAUGUCGAUUCCGAAUAUGACGUUUUCUAUCCAGGGGUUUGGAAAUGUGGGAUCCUGGGCAGCAACAUUUAUUCAUCAGAAAGGUGGAAAGGUUGUUGCAGUUAGUGACAUUACUGGUGCAGUAAAAAACCAAAAUGGAAUUGAUAUCCCAGCUCUACUGAAACACAAAGAGAAAACUAGUAGUUUGAAAGAUUUCGGAGGCGGAGACAUCAUGGAUCCUAAUGACUUGCUUGUUCAUGAAUGUGAUGUUCUGAUCCCAUGUGCAUUAGGUGGAGUUCUGAACAAGGAGAAUGCUGCUGAUGUGAAGGCAAAGUUUAUUAUAGAAGCCGCAAAUCAUCCCACUGAUCCAGAAGCAGAUGAAAUUUUGUCCAGGAAAGGUGUGGUUAUACUCCCUGACAUAUAUGCAAAUUCUGGUGGCGUGACUGUAAGUUACUUCGAAUGGGUUCAGAACAUCCAAGGAUUCAUGUGGGAAGAAGAAAAGGUCAACUAUGAGCUUAAGAGGUACAUGAAGAGAGCUUUUGAUGACAUCAAAGCAAUGUGUCAUACUUAUAACUGCAACCUCAGAAUGGGAGCCUUCACCCUAGGAGUCAACAAGGUUGCUCGCGCUACGCUUUUGAGGGGUUGGGAAGCAUGAUGUUAGUCUUUUGUUUCUUCACCGUUUGCUCUGCAACUCUAUCUGCUGCAUUUUGUAAAAGUCUAUAGGCUUUAACUCAUAUUCCCUGUUUUCCUAUCAAUCCCUUUUCUUAAUCAUGGCUAAAGCUUUAGAUUCA